Molecule: messenger RNA, 3069 nt
Organism: Brienomyrus brachyistius
Lineage: Eukaryota; Metazoa; Chordata; Actinopteri; Osteoglossiformes; Mormyridae
Gene: adam9b
Exons: 22
Coding region: 78-2528 (816 amino acids)
Biological process (GO): proteolysis
Cellular component (GO): plasma membrane
Molecular function (GO): metalloendopeptidase activity
Source: RefSeq, a predicted model, not a curated record
AAAGGUUCCUGAUUGCAUACACACUUUCUUUGCCACGGAAGUUAGCGCGCAAGCUCGCUAUUGGAAAUACAUUAGCGAUGGCAAUAAUGCAGGGGAAGAGUAUCGUCGUUCUUGUGCAAGUUUUUUCUUUUUUAAGGGCAAUUACAAGCCACGGGCUCGCCGAUGAGCUGAAACUGCAGCUUUCGAGCCGCAAAGUUGUGUAUCCGCAGAUAGUCCAUCACAAAUGGAAAAGACAAGCCGAACCUGUUCAGGAGUUGGAGCCGGAAGUGGAAAACGAUGAAGUUACAUAUUCUCUAAUCAUUGAAGGAAAGCAUCACUUAAUUCACCUGGAAAAAAACAAACACUUCUUGGCGAAAGAUUUUGUUCUCUUCUCCUAUGAUGACAGUGGAAAGCUGGUGGCUUCAUAUCCAGCAGUUAACAGACAUUGUCAUUAUCACGGACGGCUGGAAGGACAUGAUGACUCUGUGGUGGCACUUAGCACCUGCUCAGGUCUCAGUGGCGUUAUUUUCUUUGGAAAAGAGGGUUACGGAAUUGAACCGGCUGCCACUCAUUCCACAACCAAUGAACACUACCUCUUUCCACUGGAACCCAAUCAGAAUGAGGGGGUCUUCUGUGGAGUGACCAAUGAAAUGGAUACCUCCGAUGGAUACGCCCACCCUGAGACUACCUUGUCUAUGGCCAGAUUAUUCCGGAAAAAACGUAAUUUGCCACAAACCCGAUAUGUUGAGCUGGUGCUGGUCGUCGACAAGAACAGGUAUGACAUCGAAAAGGGCAACGAUACUGCUGUGACAGAGGAGAUGGUAUCACUGGCCAACCUGCUGGACGGGUACUACCAGCAGCUGAAUAUCCGUGUGGUUCUGGUGGGAAUGGAGAUCCUGAAGGCGGGUAACCCGUUCAGCGUAAACGGCACUGCGGGGGAAACUUUGGGCAACUUCGUCAAGUGGAGGCAGACUGUGCUGCUGCCUCGCAUUCAGCAUGACGCGGCACAGCUUGUGCUGGGCUUGCCUCCAUACUCUGGAGGGAUCCUUGGAAUGGCCUUCGUGGGCACUGUGUGCUCCGCCUCAAGUGCCGGGGGAAUUAGUGUGUUCACGGACAACCAUUUGGGUUACUACUCCACGAUAGUCGCCCAUGAACUGGGCCACAACCUGGGGUUCAGCCACGACAAUGGCCACUGCACCUGCAACGGGUCUGACUGCAUCAUGUAUGCAUGGGCCAGUGGGUCGACCUUGUUCAGCACGUGCAGCAGCAAUGACUUCGAGACACUGAUCCUACGGGGAGGGGGCGUCUGCCUCAAGAACAUGCCACCCCCCGCCAACGUCAUCACCUACGCCGUAUGCGGAAAUGGUAUAUUGGAGGCCGGGGAGCAGUGCGACUGCGGCAAGCCUCAGGUGUGUCAGAAUGUCUGCUGCAAUCCCGCUACCUGCCAGUUCACCAAGGGCUCCACCUGCGCGCAGGGCAGCUGCUGUCAGAACUGUCAGGUCAUGGUGGCAGGGACACCCUGCAGGCCGUCGGUGGACACAUGCGACCUGUCAGAGUUCUGCACCGGCCAGUCGGGCUCCUGCCCCAGCGAUUAUUACAUCAUGGACGGGACGGCGUGUAGCAACAACACUGCCUACUGCUAUGAUGGGCGCUGCCAGACUUACAACUUCCAGUGCCAGCAGCUGUUCGGGCAAAAUGCAAUGAUGGCCCCCAACAUCUGCUUCAGUGUGAUCAACGCUAGGGGGGAUCCAUUCGGCAACUGUGGAUACAAGGGAAGCAGCCUGGUCGGUUGUACGGUUGCCCAGUCUCUGUGCGGGAAGGUCCAGUGCACCAAUGUGAACGCCAACUACCCACCCCAGGGUGCCAUCAUAUCCGUGCAGAACAUCAACGGGACCAACUGUGUGAACGCCAACUUUGACCUGGGCCCGGAUGUCCAAGACCCCGGCUACGUCAAACCAGGCAGCAGCUGCGCGCAGGGCAUGACAUGCCUCAAUUACCAGUGCGUCAAUGCCUCACUGCUGAUGCCGAAUCAUUCGUGUACCCCCAAGAACACCUGUUCGGGUAAUGGGGUAUGUGACAACCUGGGCAACUGCUUCUGCAACAACGGCUGGAGCCCUCCCUAUUGUAACAGAGCUGGCUUUGGGGGCAGUAAAAACAGCGGCCCUGCCGAGAUAGAUUACUCCCUUCGGAACGGCCUGCUCAUCUUCUUCCUGCUGGUGGUGCCCAUUCUCAUCGUCGUCGCCCUGGUUCUCAUCUACUUCUUCAAGCGCGACUGGAUGAGGGCAUGCUUGAGGAAACGCCCCCCUGGCGGGUCACCGAAUGCUGGCGGGAACAACGCGAGACCCUCCCCACAUCCUCAGACACAGAGCAAUGACAGAUCGCGGCAGAAUAUGCCCUCAUACAUGGCACGCCCUCCAGAACAGACGCCUCGAUAUGCACAGGGUACCGGCGCACAGCAGGGCAUAACCCUGCCGGCCCCGCAGCCGAUACGACAGCAGGGGCCCGGGGUCCCCAAACCCAUCGCACCCAGGCAAGGCGCACCGCAGUGACAUCAUCGCUCAUGUCACGCGUGGUUACUGGGUGCAUCCUCUCAACAUGGAUAAAUCAGUUUGACGUUGUGUGCCUUUCAUAUACUAAGCAUAUUUUGAACCCUCAAUCUCUCUCGAAAGUACAACAGGCACACAUCAUGAAUGACAGAAUGCCUCACUCAUUCAUUUUACUAUUGUAAGAUGUGCACCAUUUAAAUGACUGCCUAUGAUAUUUUGUUCCAUAUGUGAAUUAAUUUGUCUAAUGCAUGGAUGGCCAGUGUGUAUGCAGGUUUUCACUGCAGCUCCUUAAUUAGAUUACAGUUUAGAGGACUGAUUGGCUGAAGAGUCAUCACACCCGGGUUUAAAUAGCUGACGUAAAGGUUAUCCCAAAAACCUGCGCACACACCAGCCAUUUGCGGAUAAGAUUGGCCAUCCCUGGUCUAAGGUAUACAACCACCCUUCUAACAAAAGAUAUUUUCAGGGAAUGGAAGCAAUAUUUAAUGUAAAAAUGUAAUGAGUAUAUUUUAAUGUGAAUGUGAACUAAAUAAAAUGGUUUUAUUUA